GCGCGUCGGUGCGUGUGCGCGCAGGCGGAGGAUCGCCGAGCCGAGCCGUUCCGUGCAGCAGGCACAAGCCGCCAGGCGCGCAGGAGGAGCCGCGAAACACUCAGCAGCCGCGACUUGAACCGAGGAGCUUCGGAACUUCACCGUCCGCGAGGUCAGAGAUCCAAGAUGGGAGGCAAGCUCAGCAAAAAGAAGAAGGGAUACAAUGUAAACGACGACAAGGCCAAAGACAAGGACGCCAAAGCGGAGGGGGCGUCCGCCGAGGAGAGCGAAGCUCCGAAAGACAACAAAGACGAGGCCCCGGCCGCCACCGACGCCAAGGAGGUGGCCAACGACACGGCCGCCAAGGAGGCGCCGGCGGCCGACGCCGCCGCGCCCAAAGAGGAGGAGAAGAACGCCGCCCCCGCUGCUAAAGAGUCCGAGAAGCCGGCCGCCAACGCCGAGCCCAAAGCGGAGGCCCCCAAAAGCGCCGAGCCCCCCAAGGCCGAGGAGAAGCCCCCCGCCCCCGCCCCGGCCAAAGAGUCGGCCGCCGCCGCCAAGGAGCCCGAGGCCAAGGCCGCCGCGCCCGAGAGCAAAGAUGAGGCCGACGCCAAAAAGACUGAGGCCCCGGCGGCGCCGGCGGCCAAAGCCGAGGCGGCCCCCGCCGCCUCCCCCGACCCCAAGCCCACGGAGGCGGCGACUCCCGCGCCGCCGAAGGAGGCCGCCGCCGCCGCGCCUAGUUCAACACCAGCUGCCGAGCCUCCCGCCAAGGAGGCCAACGCCACGGAGGCACCAAGCAAGGAUCAAACCGUAGCAGUUCAAGAUUAAUGGACAGCUUCUUUUCGGAAAUGAAGAAUUAAAUUACCUAACUCAACAACGACGAAGAUUUAAAAAAAAGAAGAAGAUGAAGAUGAAAUUUACUAGCCCACCCAUAAUACGAUGAUAACAAUAAUAAUAAUAAUUGUAAUGAUGAUAAUUGGUUGAACGAGGAGGACUGGAACAACCACUGGAGAAGUUUCCCACCGCUGCAGAUGAUUAUUGCUAUUAUUAUUGUUACAUUUUAUUCUAUUUUUUUCUGCUGUAGUCUUUGAACUUUGAUACGAGUCUGUCGGCCAUCGCCUCGCCAUCCUGCGCCGUCGUUCCCGUCCCCUCCGGCCUGGUGCCUCCAGUGUCUCGGUGAUGUGGGCUUGUGGUCGUGGGUUUUGAUUUUCUUUAUUAUUCUUUGCUCUCCAGCUCAUCCUCCCUCGGCUUCCUGGUAUUGUUGAGUUGUGUUGCGACCCAUUUGCCCCUCGUCAGCCCACCCCUGAGCCCCCGGGAUGAGAGCUGUCCGCCUUUCUAAGACCGUUCUAAAGCUUGAAAGAGGCUGGCUUUGCAGAACAAAACACAUUCUUAGAUGUAUUUAACAGUGUAGGAUUUUUUCACAUAAACUUCUACAUUUUGUACUGAAACCCUUAGGUAUAUUGUUAGUAAACUAAGUGGUUUUUUAACAUUUGUAAUGCCUAUAAGUCUGCAAAGCCCUGCUGAAACUAGGAUCUUUACAAUGCUCUUAGAAAGUUUAGUGCAAACCUCUGAUCCUCCACCUAAAUCUUGCCCUAAAUUAAAGUUAAAAUAAGGAUCUUACCAUUUAAAAGAAACAUAUCUCUUGCUGACCUCGGGGAGAUAGGUGGUACAAUCACGUCGUAGAGAUUGCUGGAACUUGCUUAUCACACCAAGAAGGGGACGUUUACAAUUUCAUGGGUAGACUUCAGAUACUGGAAGACCAGUUGUGUCUUUCCGAAGGUAAAAAAGACUCAACUUCGCUCUCAAACAUCCUGCGAUUGUCCUUUUCUGAAUCCUGUUGUUGGAAAAAGAAGAACAACAAGCAGGCGUGCAGGAUAGAAGCUUUCUUAGGAGCAACACGUCCGACUUCGACAAAUUCAGCUGUAAAACCAGAAUAAUGUUGUAAUUAAAUAUUUGAAUCUGCCUCAGUCCAGUCGCUCGAUCCACUAAGAGCUCCGAAACCUCGUCCUCUUGGUGUGAAAACGUUCCAGAUCCAGAUCUGUAGCCGCGUUUUGAGUCAGUGUUGCUUUCCGUCAGAAGACCAGGAAAAGGGAGAUUUUCGCUAACCAUCGGCUCUGUGAUGCAAAUUCCCAAGGUAACCACAGGCGGCGCUGUCAUUAUGGGAUAGACUCUUUCAAGGGAGCCUCUGAUUUUAGUCAUUUUCUUCAUGCAUUUUUUCUUUAUUAUUACUUUUCAGAAAUAUAUAUUACAUAUAUGUGCAUCUAUGCAGUGAUGGAAGAAAAAAUAGGUUUGAUU
Salarias fasciatus (jewelled blenny) is the source of this 2271-nucleotide messenger RNA. It is a transcript of the gene basp1, whose product is annotated as brain abundant, membrane attached signal protein 1. Bases 166 to 804 code for a protein of 212 amino acids. The transcript has 2 exons. The record is from RefSeq and is a predicted model, not a curated record. Lineage: Eukaryota; Metazoa; Chordata; Actinopteri; Blenniiformes; Blenniidae.